This is a messenger RNA of Ostrea edulis (European flat oyster), 789 nucleotides long. RefSeq names its product peptidyl-prolyl cis-trans isomerase FKBP1A-like. Gene Ontology annotation, molecular function: peptidyl-prolyl cis-trans isomerase activity. The coding region runs from base 133 to 459 and encodes 108 amino acids. The record is from RefSeq and is a predicted model, not a curated record. The transcript has 6 exons. NCBI's taxonomy places the organism in Eukaryota, Metazoa, Mollusca, Bivalvia, Ostreida, Ostreidae.
UUACCGGCAUUUCAUUUCCGUUUGAUUAAGUAGGUCAACACUUGAUAACGCUGGCGUCGGAGACAUAUUAACGCAUCGCUAGACAACGGUUGUUUCCUUCACAUUGAGACGAGACGAAAAGUUUCAGAAACCAUGGGUGUUGAGAAAGAAGUUAAAGCUGCUGGAGACGGAAGGAGAUUUCCCCAAGCAGGACAGACUGUGGUGGUACACUAUACAGGGACAUUGACGAAUGGAAAGAAAUUUGAUUCUUCAAGAGACAGGGGGAAGCCUUUUGAAUUUAAAAUUGGAAUGAGCCAGGUCAUCAAAGGCUGGGAUGAAGGAGUCAUGACGAUGAGUGUUGGUGAGAAAGCAAUCCUAACAUGCUCACCAGAUUAUGCCUAUGGCGCCAGUGGAGUGGGGGGAGUUAUACCUCCCAAUGCAACUUUAGUCUUUGAUGUGGAACUCCUAGGCCUGAAGUAAAGGCUGUGUUUAGUGGCCUUUCAUCGACUAUGUACCUCCACUUAUCAAGUGCUUGUAUACUCAAUGUAGUACUGUAAUUUCAACUGAAACAUGAUUUGGGCAUUUCAUAUCUGAAGUCUUUCUUCAAGCCAACUAAUGGAAACAGUGGUUAUACAAAAAACAAGAAAGUGUUCAUUAUAAUUCAAUUCAUUUCAUGUUUUUGACACCUUUUUCUGUGUUUUUUUAAAUUCUUUACAAUAAGCUCUUGUAUCAAAACUUUAAAAAAUUUUUUAUAUAAAAAUGAUUUUCUUUUUCUUAAUGUGUUGUACAAAUAAAAAUGGGAAAUUUUUA